This is a messenger RNA of Esox lucius (northern pike), 2714 nucleotides long. RefSeq names its product UDP-GlcNAc:betaGal beta-1,3-N-acetylglucosaminyltransferase 7 (gene b3gnt7). The transcript is spliced from 2 exons. Lineage: Eukaryota; Metazoa; Chordata; Actinopteri; Esociformes; Esocidae. Gene Ontology annotation, cellular component: membrane. The record is from RefSeq and is a predicted model, not a curated record. Gene Ontology annotation, molecular function: hexosyltransferase activity. The coding region runs from base 258 to 1520 and encodes 420 amino acids.
UAUUCGCUAUAUGGCUUUCAUGCCAGUCUUGUAGGCGUCGCUGCAGAGAAAUUGUGGCCAGAGGGAAAGUACAGUUUUGUUUAAAUGAUUAUUCAAACUUUUUUGUGAGGGAAUGGACUAAUUUCUGGCGUUUAUUUGAGAGGAAUUUACUCAAGCAAGCGACCCCAUUCCAUCUCAUCAGCAGCUGAUAUUCCGCUUUAAAGCGCACUCGGGUGAACUGGUUUGGAGCCAUCCCAUUGGUAUCAGCAAACGAAAAAAUGCUGACCACUAGGGACAAGUGGAGGGUGUACAAACGGAUGUGUGUCAUGUCCUUACUGGCGGUUGUUGCUCUGACAUUGGUCCAGAGAGGGGGCAUCGGCAUCGGGGCGCCCUUCCAAAUCGAGAGGCAGGCUCGCAUGGAGGCUUCCUCCAAGGAUGGAGAGGACAAGAACCUGCAACAUAAGGCGGUCCUCUUUGCUGGGUCCAACACUUUUUGGAAGACCAGCAAGCACAAACAACCAGAGCCUGUCGCCACGGACACCACAGAGGAGCCCAGCAUGACACAGGAGCAAACCAUCCCCCGGACCUGGGACGUGUCCAGUGUCAACUGCAGUGCCAACAUCAACCUCACCACCCAGGACUGGUUCCUGGGCCUGGAGGCCAACUUCAAGCAAUUCCUGCUGUAUCGCCACUGCCGCUUCUUCCCCAUGCUCAUCAACCAUCCGGAGAAGUGCUCAGGCGAGACUUACCUGUUCAUGGUGAUCAAGUCCAUCAUCACGCAGCACGAUCGCCGCGAGGUGAUCCGCAGGACGUGGGGGAAGGAGCAGGUGGUGGACGGCAAGAAGGUGAGGACGGUCUUUCUGCUGGGGACAUCUAACAACCAAGCUGAGAAGGCCAACCAUCAGAAGCUCCUGGAGUACGAGGACUACAUUUAUGGAGAUGUCCUCCAGUGGGACUUCCAGGACAGCUUCUUCAACCUAACCCUUAAGGAGACACACUUCCUCAAGUGGUUCUCCACCUACUGCGCCGACGUUCACUACAUCUUCAAGGGUGACGACGAUGUCUUUGUCAACGUAGAGAACAUAUUUGAGUACCUGGAGACUGCGGCUCACUCCAAGAACCUCUUUGUUGGCGACGUGCUCUUCAAGGCAAAGCCGAUUCGCAAGAAGGAGAACAAGUACUACAUCCCUCAGGCACUUUACAACAAGACCCACUACCCUCCAUACGCCGGGGGGGGUGGGUUCCUAAUGGAUGCUGGCCUGGCCAGGAGGCUCUACUGGGCCUCGGACUCUCUGGAGCUGUACCCCAUCGACGAUGUAUUCUUGGGCAUGUGUCUGGAGGUGCUGCAGGUCACACCCGUCAAGCACAAUGCCUUCAAGACAUUUGGCCUGGUCAAGAACAAGAACAGCAAGCUCAACCGAGAACCCUGUUUCUUUAGGAGCAUGAUCGUCGUCCACAAGCUGCUGCCACCUGACCUCAUAAACAUGUGGAACCUGGUGAAAAGUGAUCUCAUCUGUUCACAGAAAGUGGAGAUGUUAUAGUCUGUUAGGAACUGGGAACUCUAGCGCGAGAAGAUGGUUUGUACUCUUGAGUGAAAAAUGUUCUUCAGAGUUUUUUUUUGAGCAUAGACAAAGUUCUUUUGAAGAACCCAGAACUUUUAGGGAUCCCCCACAGUUUUAAUUUGAAGGACCCGUAAAAGAUCCUCUGGGGACCUUUUAUGUUUAGAAUGUAAUGGGUCAUUUGGAGUGUGAGGGAGGAGAGGGGGAGGAAGGUGUUCCCUUUAAGUUGACAUCCAAUUCAAAUUCUCCUUUUUCCGGAGAAAGAACAGGACAAUAUAUAAAUUUUGUAUUUAUACCUGCAAUGGAAUUAAAUUAUCUGGAGGUGUUUUACAAUAAAUGUUUGUGGCUUUGGAAAUACAUAUUUUGAUGUCAUUUCGACAUACUCUUUAGGUCAACAGGCAUAUUCAAAGAUGCCACACCAAGGGGGUUGAGGUAUUGGAAGACUUCUGCAGAGAACAGCAACCUGCCCUACAUAGUCACACAUACUUUUGACUCUAUACAGAAUGUAAAACAGCUUUUUCAUUUGGACCAAGCUUUAUCGAUACUGUAGUAACAGGGAGCUCAUAAGAUAGGAACAAACAAUGUCUCUACCUCAAAUAUCUCAUUUUAAAACUCUACUCAUAUGGAUAGUCAUUAAUAAUAUCUUUCUUAACUAUGCAGUGAUUUUUGAAGGCACCAAUAUUUUACAAUGUAAAUAGUAAAUGUUUGGUUUUACAUCUAACCUUGCAGCCCAUUGUAGAGAAAUAUGUCACUUUGGGCGACUGCACUGCAGUGGGUGUGUUUAACUAUGAAAUGAAACUUGAUCUGGACUUCUAAUAGUGUAAAAUGAAACUGACAAAGACGUCCAAAUUAAUUUGUAUGUACUGUAUGCGUCCAUGGAUUCGAAUGUGCUGAUAUACUUGACCUGAAUUGAGUUGAAGGUUUACACUGAAACUGUGAAACAAAUAACUACUGUCGGUACAUGUUUGAUGUGUUUAUUUAACAGCCAUGCAGACCAGAGGGCUGCCAGAAGGUGUUUGAUAUUUAAUUAAUGUGGGGGAAGGUUUAGGAACUAAUGACAGUGUGUAAACACCAUGGUGCCUAAUGUUUAGAGCAAGGUGAUUGUGUGAAUGAUGUACAUAAAUGUAAAAAAUCUAAAUGUAUAUAGGUUUAAAAUCAUAUUUGUGAAUAAAUACU